This is a messenger RNA of Effrenium voratum, 1729 nucleotides long. The record is from the annotation of a GenBank genome assembly. Lineage: Eukaryota; Dinophyceae; Suessiales; Symbiodiniaceae.
CCGAGAAGGCGCUUUCAAUGUGAGCCGUAUGGUCAAGCGAUGGGGGCUCCUUCGGCUUCUCGGUGUCGCCUGCGUGGACCUCGAUUAUUUGGAGAUCGGGACCGCAGACUUCGACACCUUGGCGCAGCAACUGCAGACCACCGAGGCAAAGGGCCUCUCAGUGGAGCCGGUCGAGGAGCACUUCCUGCGUCUGCCAUCGGCGGCGAGCCGAUGGAAGCUGCAGGCGGCCAUCGCGGAGGAGGACGGAGAGGCAGAGCUUUGGAAGGUCCGCAGCGAGUACAUGGAACCCCAGUGCAGCGCAGCUACGGUGCAGAAGCUGGGGCUUCCCUACUGCCUGCCCUGGUGGUUCAGGGCCACGGCGAGCCUUCACCGCCCAAACGCGCUGGUGGAGACGCACUUAGGGCCAAAGCUGGCGCUGGACGCGCAAGAGGUGGUGAAAGUGCCCACCCUGCGCUACGCCUCCCUGCUGCAGCGCUACAAUGUCACCAGCAUCCACAUGCUAAAGGUCGACACAGAGGGCUUCGAUGUCUUCAUCUUGAAGCAAGUCCUUCGCCACGGCGCGGAUACGGGGCACUUCCCCGAGCGCCUGCAGUUCGAGCGGAACAACCUCACGGAUGACCAGCAGCUGGCACCUCUCUUUGCUGAGCUGCAGGCGAGCUACGACUGUUGGGCGCCGCAGCUUGAGGAUGACGUGCAUUGCAUGCGCCUUGGGGACGUGGCGCCGGGCCAACCGGUGGCGGCGCACGGCGCAGGGGGCUGGUGGCGCGUACAGCUGCCUGAGCGGCUGCAGGUGGCGCGGGUGGAAAUUCCAGAUGUGCCGGACCUUUUGGAGGUGAGGGUAGGCGAUCACCCGGAGAUUUGGAGGAACCCUCGAUGCCACCCUCUACGUUGCGGGCUGGCGGGGCGCUAUGUGGCGGUGAUAGGGGCAGACGUGCAGCAGGUGCAGGUCUAUGCCCCUCGCACCUCUCUGGGCGCUUUUCGCCUGCUGUUGGGCCGUGUGUGUUGCCACAGGGGCUGCGGAGGCUCAGAGCCGCUCUUCCAGGGCUAUGAGCCUCGCUGCGAGCAGCGCUGCCGAAAGGACGACUCCUGCCGCUUCUUCAGCACCUGGUCGUCUCUGUGGUGCGCCACCUACGCGGACUGCGACGAGGACCUCGUGGCCCCCGCGGCCGUGGCGCUGGGCUUUUCCUCGCCGCUGGCCGUUGGGGAGGCUAUGACGUUUGGCAUCGCGGCGAAGGAUCUGGUUCCGGUCCCGCUCUCGCAGGCGCGGCAGUCCAGCGAGGACUGGCAGGGAUUAGCCUCGCGCGCCAUCGACGGGAACUUCGAGCCCCACUUCCUCCGCGGCAGCUGCAGCCACACCAAGCAGGAAAGCGCCAACACCUGGUGGGCAGCAAGGCUGGCUUUCCCUGUGGCCGCCGUCCGCGUCCUGGGACGUUGGGACUGCUGCCAUGAGCGCUGGGAGGGCGGCUGGCUGCUCACCGUGGGGCAGGCUUCGAACGCUGCGGACAACCCGGCCUGUGCUCCCCGGCAGAGGGCACUGGCGCCGGGCGCGCGGCGCUUCGUGCGGUGCGAAGGGGAGGGCUAUCUGGGCUUGGUGCUGCCCAGCGGCGAGCCAUUGACCAUCUGCGAGAUCGAGGCCUUUGCGCACUUCCGCUGGUAGCUCCAAAGCGAUGCGCCAGAAAGCGCGCGGAGAAGCCCAAAGAGCGCGUCUCAGUGCGCAACGCUUGCCUCG